This is a messenger RNA of Eucalyptus grandis, 594 nucleotides long. Its product is annotated as TMV resistance protein N-like. Bases 1 to 594 code for a protein of 197 amino acids. Gene Ontology annotation, biological process: signal transduction. The record is from RefSeq and is a predicted model, not a curated record. The transcript has a single exon. Lineage: Eukaryota; Viridiplantae; Streptophyta; Magnoliopsida; Myrtales; Myrtaceae.
AUGGCGGUUUCUGGCAAGCGCGGACCUCUUGACGGCUCUUUCCCUCAUGAGCUCACCUCCAAUACUCCCUUUUCCAGCCAGACCCCGAAGAAGCCCAAAAUGCUAGUGAAUGAGACCAAUUCGCAGGCAUCAUCCGGACCUUCAUAUGAGGUUUUUCUGAGUUUUCGGGGAACCGACACCCGUCAUGGAUUCACCGAUUGCCUUUACCAUGCCAUGGUUGGGGUCGGGAUCCUUGUCUUUAGGGACGAUGAAUCCCUUCGCAUCGGUCAAAAAAUUGGUGGUAAACUUCUACAAGCAAUUGAGAACUCCAAAAUCUACAUUCCCAUAUUCUCCAAAAAUUAUGCUUCGAGUCACUGGUGCCUCCGAGAGCUCGCAUACAUGGUUGAGUGCACCUCAAAAUUGAAUGAGAAAAAAGAGAUUCUGCCCAUUUUCUUGGAUGUGGAACCUGAAGAUGUCAAGCUCAAAACAGACUUAUAUAGCCAAGCUCUUGCAAAGCACCAGGAAAAGUUUAGUGCAGAAGUGGAGUCAUGGAAAAAGGCUCUCAAUGAGGUGGACGAGAUAAAGGGAUGGAACUUGAAGAAAGAUCAAGGGUAA